This is a messenger RNA of Truncatella angustata, 198 nucleotides long. Its product is annotated as chaperone, dnaj-like protein. The annotation marks the transcript as partial. Lineage: Eukaryota; Fungi; Ascomycota; Sordariomycetes; Amphisphaeriales; Sporocadaceae. Gene Ontology annotation, molecular function: protein folding chaperone; protein-folding chaperone binding. The transcript has 2 exons. The record is from RefSeq and is a predicted model, not a curated record. Gene Ontology annotation, cellular component: cytoplasm; nucleus.
AUGUUGGAAGACUAUUACGCCCUUCUCGGGAUCCCCAGAUCGGCCAACGAUGCCGCCAUCAGGAGCAGUUAUCGUCGUCUCGCGUUGUUAACCCACCCGGACAAGAACAGGGGCAACCCCACUGCAACCAGGAGAUUUCAGCAAGUGGCCGUAGCUUAUGAAACCCUUAAGGACCCAUCGAAGCGAAAGGUUUAUGAC